CCCGCCACCUCCUCUCCUCCUGCGCUGUUGCCCCGACUGCCCUGCCGGGCCCCGAACUCGCUGGCGCCUGGGCGCGCGGCCCCUCGGCCCAAGGGGCUGGCGACGCGGUUGGGACGAUGUGGCGCAUGCGUGGUGGCGCCACCAGGCGCGGGAGCUGCGGCGGAGGGGACAGCCGCGGGCAGGGCCGCCCGGGCCGCGUUCGUGGGGGUGGCGGCAGCGGGGGCUGGCGAGGCCGCGCGGGCGGCGCCCGACAGCAGCUGGAAGAGCGGUUCGCCGACUUGGCAGCGAGCCACCUAGAGGCCAUCCGCGCGCGGGACGAGCGGGACCGACAGAACGCGCGGCUGCGUGAGGAGAACGCCCGACUGCGGCUCGAGAACCGGCGGCUGAAGCGCGAGAACCGCAGCCUCUUCCGUCAGGCCUUGCGGCUCCCCGGCGAGGGUGAUGACGGGGCGUACGCGGAGGCGGCGAGGGCGACCCCGGGCCCCGAGGAGGCCAGCACGAACAGGAGGGCUAGGGGCGGCGGCCCCGAGGACGAGCAGGGCAGCCCCAGGGCCCUGAGAGCCCGGCUUGAGAAGCUGGAGGCCAUGUACCGCCGGGCCCUGAUGCAGUUGCACGUCGAACAGCGGGGGCCGCGCCCGCGUGGGGACAAGGAGGAGCCCUGUCCACGCAGACCCGACUCAGGCCAGCGAACCCCGGAGCCGGAGCCCGAGCCCUCGGAACCCUGGCUGUAGCCGGAGGCCGCAGCCCGGGGGAGGCGGGGCUUCGCGCGGGCCCCUCCUCCUCCGUUCACGGUUGCCCCCAGCUAGCGCGCGCCUGAGCCGCGCGCUCCCGCCUCCUGCCCGGCCCGGUCACUUCCGGGGGCGCGUCGCGUUCGGGCUGCAGAGGCUGAGAAGGGCGCGGGGCCGUCUGAGUCCCCAAGUGUACAAAGCAACUUUCUCUGGCCGCCGCUCGUUUCUGUAGAGAGAGGCCAGGCAGCGGAGGGGCGGGUUUUAAAACAGCAAGAAAUGGGUGCCAGUCAACACGUCCUAAUGCCUGAACUUUUCUGAGUGUUGUGAGGACCUGUGGUAUUUUUUCCCUCUGUUUUGGUUCUUUGAGGGAUGAAUAAUACAUUUUGAAUUGGUUGAGUUUGUUCAUUCUUCAGUCUCCCAAAGCCUCCAGCCGCUCUCUCUUAUGUGGCCAACAUUCUAAGUAUUUGGUUUGUUUUUAUAAGUCGGUGUUACUUGGAUAGCCUAUGAAGUACCACCCUUUUAUGAAAAAGGUGAUAUAUAUAAUUUAGAAACUCAUGUCUGCCCUGGCUCUGGUCCUUAUACAUCUAAUAUAUACUGAUUUGUUUACCCCACUCUGCUCCCCUCCCCCAGCCCUGGGAAUUUUUAAACUAUCUGCCUAUAGUAAUUCUUUGAUCGGCAAAUAAAUUUGGUGCACUGAAAAUAACCUAAAGCUAUCCCACGACUGUUAUUUAAAGUGUGUGAAAUGUUUCCACGUUUCUUUAAGAAAUAUACAUGUAUGUAUAUAUUAUACCUAUUUUUAAUAUCAACUUGAUUAGCCUUUGUAAACUAAUUUUCUUUUCGCUUUAUGAAACAGUGAUCUUUUAAAAUAAUCUAAAGAUUAGACAGUCUAAACAUUUUAUAUUUUUUAUACGUUUUAGACUUGACAGCAUAGCAGACAGCUACUUUGCCUAAUAUUGCUAAUGUUUAAGAAUUUUUAAGAAAUUAUGAAUUAUAUGUAUAUCAGAAGUCCCAAAACAAAGUGAUUUAAGUCUCAGUUGUAAUUUCAGUGCAGGAAAAAAAAAAUGUGAUUAUCUUAAAUAUUCUAAAAUCAGUUGAUUGUACUUUGUUAAUGAAUAACACCUUUGCCUAGUAAUGAAGAGGAUACCAUUGUACCUGGUAAAAAUCAUAGGUGUAAAAGGGUGUUUAAGUGGUGGAGAACACUUCAGUUUAAGGAGGCAGAAAAAAAUGAGAAGAGUUUCUGUUACAGCUAGAAAAAAAUCAUGAGUUAGAAUGUUUGUUUUAUUUGUGGAAUAUUCCAGAAGUUUCAUAGCAUAUAUUAUAAAACAAGUUGCCAAAGAAAGUAGUUUUGAGAUUUUUUCUAAUCCUGGGUAUUGAAGACACUUUGUGCAUUUUGCUUAAAAGUAAUUGAUAGUUUUGAACAUUAAAAUCUUCCCCUAUGACCAAGAAAUAUGAGAAGAAACUUGGUGAGAAUAAGUAGGUAUAUGAAAAGUAUUUCUAUCCCCUUUACGUCGUUUUCUAAUAGCGAAAGAAUUAAAACAUUUUUAGGAGGCAGUAGGAAUUGAAGAAUGGAAAAAAGCAUAUUGGCCCUACUUCUACUUUGGAUGUAAAUUAGUUAAUCUCUCUAAGCCUUAGUUUUCUCACCAUUAAAAUGAACAUACCAUCUACCUUAAAAUGUUAUAAAAAUUUUAUUGAAAUGCUAUCUGCAGAAUACCUGCUUCAGAAUAAGAUCUAUCAGUAAGAAUUAUAAUCCAAAUUGCGAAAUUUCAAGUGCAUAUUUUACUGUCACUUUACUUUCCUUCUGUAUUUUGUUCCUCUAUGACUUUAUGGGUAUUAGCAGAUAUGUAUAUUUUGAAUGUGUUGACAUUUUUCUCUCCUUUUAAACAAACAGGGGAGAUAAAGCCUUUAUAAUAAGGGAAUAAUACAAAAAGUUUAAAAUAUUUCCUGAUUGUGGCAACUGGCGAUUCAAGAACUAAGCAAAAUAUUUAGUUUAACUAGUUUUAAACACCCUUUGUUUUAAAAUCAUGUAUAAGUAUGGUGAAAAAAACUUUUGUAAUAAGGCACACACACAAAUGAGGAAUUUUUUUGAGCAUAAUUCCUGAAAAGUCUUAAAAAUUCUGAAACCCAAAUGCCCCUAUAAAUGGGUUAAGGCUCAACUUUGUUGAAUUUCCCCAAUGAUACCUGAUGAGAAGUAUCAUGUAGUAAUAUAAAAGAUGUUUUGUUAUAUCAAAAUAUGUACCUGUUUAAGAAAUGGGUAAAGUUGAUUUUAGAAAAGUUUUGUCUAGGCUCUAGUUUGAUCUAAAAUAACCUAAAACUGCAGAUUAUCAUACUUUGUUACAAUGACAUUUUCAUAACUUCAGAUUUGUUAUGCAAUGAGAAGAGGGCUUAUAAUAGAAAUGAGCAACAAAAAUAUGUGUCAUAUUAGCAAGCAAAUUCAGUGAGGAGGGUUGGCAUUUUUUUAAUCAGCAAUCUUUAUUGCUGCUACUCACAAACGUAUACCAUCUUUAUGUUUUUAUCUGUAAAAAUUAGGAUGUAAAUCAAAGCAGUAUAAAAUGGGGUCUUUUGUAGAUCAUAGAACAAGCUGUCCUUGCUAUACUUCUUGAACAUAAUGAAUAUUCGAAGAAUACUUGAAAAUAUUCUUUGUAUUGUUUAGUCUUAGACAUAGAUUUGCCAAUUUAUGAGUAUUGCCAUGAUGAAACUAAUACCAAAUUAUUCAAUAAAUUAAAUCAUCAGUAUAUACUAAAUAAUUGUUAGCAACAUGAUUUUGAUCCCAGUGCCAAAAUACCAUUUUCUAUUUUGA
Messenger RNA from Balaenoptera acutorostrata (minke whale), 3525 nucleotides. RefSeq names its product tumor suppressor candidate 1 (gene TUSC1). The record is from RefSeq and is a predicted model, not a curated record. The coding region runs from base 117 to 731 and encodes 204 amino acids. The transcript has a single exon. NCBI's taxonomy places the organism in Eukaryota, Metazoa, Chordata, Mammalia, Artiodactyla, Balaenopteridae.